This is a messenger RNA of Nanorana parkeri, 3916 nucleotides long. RefSeq names its product tyrosine-protein kinase SgK223 (gene PRAG1). Lineage: Eukaryota; Metazoa; Chordata; Amphibia; Anura; Dicroglossidae. Gene Ontology annotation, biological process: protein phosphorylation. Gene Ontology annotation, molecular function: protein kinase activity; ATP binding. The record is from RefSeq and is a predicted model, not a curated record. Bases 28 to 3843 code for a protein of 1271 amino acids. The transcript has 5 exons.
GAUGAGACAAGUAGUCCUGGCCUUAGCAUGCACAGAUCCGUAACACAGUUCAAUCAGGGCCUGAAAAUGUCUGUGUGCAACGAGUUUGUGGAACAUAUCUGGAAACCUGGAUCCUGCAAGAACUGCUUUCAUCCAAAAAGUGACCACCGAAAGCCUCAAGCACACUUCGAUGGAAAGAUCGGCAACUUGCCAGCCUUGCCAAGUUUUAAUGGAAUUAGGACCAAGUCAGAAAAUAACAACCAAGAUGAUGACAUUAUGACUGCUGCUCUUUAUUCAAAGCCCACCAUAGCAGUAAAGCCAACCAUGAUUACUUCAGAUACUGCAGAGGAGUGGGCCCAGAUGAACAGCACAGAGACUCUUACUCAGGUGAGUUGGAAAGUGUCCUCAACAGGCAAUUCGAUUUUGAAAUCUGGGGAUAUCUCAAAGGUUAUUUUGGAUAACUUUAGCAAGCCUUUCAAGCACAAUUAUGGUUCUUCUGGUGACCCAUCAAAAUAUGUUUUCAAUGAACUGACAAAUCCUGAUAAAAAGAUUGAAAUUAAUGCUGUACACAAUUUGACAUAUGUGAGCCACUUCGGUGGUCAAGUUGACAAAGCUGUAUUUCUCAAGGAAAAGUUGCCAACUUCCCCACAGGAAGCUACCCAGUUUUCAAGAGAAGGCAGCAAUGGAAAUAUUGAGAAACUCAAGUGUUUUCGAGGAGAACCGGCUUUGCUUUCUUCAAAUAGUUCCAGCAGUUACGGCUGUGGAACACAGUCUAUUGCUGACAGGCCAUCAACCAAUGGAACUGUUCUUUCCAGAGGCAAUGCAGCUUGUGAAACUUCUGCCAGAGUUGCUGCAGGAUUGUGCAACCAAACAAGACCUGUGAACGAUGGCAGAAACUGCCAUACCUCAGACCUGGGAUCUAGUAAGAGCAUGUAUUUUAGCAGAAUGAAAGUAUCCUUGCAAUCUGAGUCAGACAACCAGUCAGAGACGCGAUCAUGCAUCAGUCCACUUGUAUCACCAGCUAUUGCCGAUUUCCAGACUUCUGAGUUUCACUUAUCUACAAUACCUGCGGGUGAAAAGAAUAAUGAGCCAAUAUAUGCUGAAAGCACUAAAAGAAAAGCUAUUUCAGACAAAGCUGUAGCAAGAAGUAUAGGGCAGGCAGAGAAAACUGGUAACAAACGAGAGGAGGAUGCCAACAAGGAUCAACACUUAGUAAGCAAUGACAGAAUACUUCAAGAGUCAGUGACGCAUGUGGCUGCCAGGAUAACUGUCAUGGCUGCCCACACAGAGGAAGACAACCGAACAAUCUAUUUGAGCAGUCCAGACUCUGCAGUUGGAGUUGAAUGGGCAUGCAGUAGUCCAUCAUCUGUCGAGAAUCUUAGUCUGUCGCCUACGUUUGUCUGGGGAGAAAGGAACCAAGCAAAAUCUGAUGAGAAUAGAAAAUACCAAUCUUCCUUGGCUCAGAAAUACCAGGUCAAUACCAACCUCACCGUACCAUCCAAAUUGAACAAAUCUGAAGAAUGUAUUAUUCCCAGAGUGUCCUCCCCAACACACACGUCUGGGAUCUUAUCCUCUAUUUCCCAUAAAAAGGAAUCUUUGGAGAUGAAUGACAGGUGCUUAGCGAGUGGAGAUCGCAGACAGAGGUUCUACCCCACAACAUGGAGCCGACAAUGCAGAAUUGAUGAGGAAGAGGAGGAGGAGACGUCAUCUGGGUUGAUACUGUCAAGGACAAGUGCUGUAAGCAGUGCACAGCUUGUUGCAUCCAGCACUGUUGUUAAAGAAGACAAUGAGACCUUGCACGACCUGAAGGGUCAUAAAGGCAUGAGUAAAUCUGCUUCCUGUCCUGUAGAACUUUCAAAAGUAAAUAGCGAAGCUGAAGGCUCCAAUCAACCCCCACCCCCUCCACCAAAAAAACAGCCCAGGAAAAUGAAAAAGAUUAACUCCGAACUGGAGAAUAUGAGUCUUGGUUCUGUGGAGAGCUUGGGGGAAUCUUUUAAAGGCACAAAUGUGAGCAACUCAAAUGUGAACAUCAAUGCCAGCUUCAGUACAGGUUCUUUGGACAGCUUGGAUUCCAGGACAUGCAGUGAAGGAGGUCAGUCUUGUGAAAUUGUUAGUUCGCCAGCAAUUUCCUCAAGCGGUGAGAAAAAACAUUUUGCCCAAGUUUCUUUCUCUGUGGACUCUGGCAUGGAAACUCAACAUGGACCUGUGCAGCCACCACCAUUACCCAUAAAGAAGUCGAUGAACAGGGCUGUUUCAGCGCCUGAUAACUCUGCCUGGGGACAGGCUUUUCCAUCAAAAAAUGGAGUUGGUCCCAACAGUCUAAGGCUUAAUCAGAGCCAAUCAGAAAACAAUGUUUGUGGUGAAGAAGCUGCAUCGCAUAGCUAUCCAUUAAGUCCUAUGGACAGGCAUGUUAUGUUUUCUUCCUCAGAAUCCUUGGAGCAGUGCUGCAGAGGCAGUGGACACAGAAAUGAGGUCAGAAAUCGGAACUGUCUUCAGAGCCGAGGAACCCCAGCACUCUCUACCUCUCAGCUGAGCGUCUCCAGCCAUGCAUCGUCUGCAUCAAGUCUGCAGCUCCACCAUCUGCUUAGCAAUAUAGACAGCAAAGAAGGCAUGUAUGCUAAGCUUAGUGGCCUUUAUGCCCAGUCUACAAGGCGCUUGAUGAACAAAUGUGAGGAUUACUUCAUGUGGGACCAAAAGAAGGAACUGCAUUUCAACGAGACCAGCUGGUCACUCUUUAAGCUGACAAGCAACAAGCCCUGCUGCAAUGCUAGAGAUGCUAUUUAUUAUUGUGCAAGGUGUGCCAAGGACCCAUCAAAUAACUAUGCAGUCAAGAUGUGUAGGGCAGAAGAAACAAACGUCCCUUUAAACAGCAACCUAUCACUACCUGUACACUUCAAUAUACAACAAGACUGUGGACAUUUUCUUGCUACCGUCCCUUCAAGUUUAUUACGUCCACCAGAUGCUCCCAGGGGCUGUCCAAGUGAGACCUCUCAGACUGCUGCCACAUCAACUGAGGAAGACUGUGUUGUGGUUAUUACACGAGAAGCGCCUUAUUGUACAGCUGCAGAUUUUGUUCGGGAAUCUGUGCCCAGCCAUAAAGCUCAGCCAGAUAUUUAUGAACGCCAGGUUUGCCUUUUGUUACUACAACUCUGCAACGGUUUGGAGCAUUUAAAGGAACAUGCCAUUAUCCACCGAGACCUCUGCUUAGAUAACCUGCUGCUUGUCCACUGUCAAACCACGCCUGAUAAGAUUAAAGAUGGCAAGUAUAUUCCACGGCUUAUUGUCAGCAACUUCUCCAAAGCAAAGCAGAGACCUGGAUCUGAAGACUCCAAAGUCAAGAAGGAUAAAACCAGGUUGGCACCUGAGAUCAUGGCUGCCUCCCAGUACAAAAAGUUUGAUGAGUUCCAGACAGGGAUUCUUAUUUAUGAACUUCUUCACCAGUCCAACCCAUUCGAGGUCCGUACAAGUCUUCAUGAGCAUGAGUAUAGCCAGAAGGACUUGCCACCUCUUAAAAACCUAUCAGUUUAUUCCCGUGGGCUACAGCAUCUUGCUCACUUGUUGUUAGAAGCCGAUCCAAUCAAACGUAUACGCAUCUCAGAAGCCAAGCGUGUCCUUCAGUGUCUGUUGUGGGGACCAAGGAAAGACUUAACGGACCAGCCAUUUAGCCACGAGGAGGCUUUGCAUUGUGCCCUUCAGAACUGGAUUGAUAUGAAGAGAGCUCUCCUGAUGAUGAAAUUUGCAGAGCGUGCUUUGGAACCGCAGUAUAACAUUUCACUCGAAGACUGGCUGUGUUGCCAGUAUUUGGCAUCUGCUGAUCCAUGCUACCUUUAUAAAACACUAAAACUUAUUAAACUUAUUACAUAAUGUGAACCAGAUAUUGGAGUCUGUCUGCAGUCUGGUUACAACAAGCUAGCUGUGGGUUGUAGAACACUUCAUG